GCGUCACACACGCCCCUUUCUUUAUUUCCCUGCGCUGCGCGACGCGUGUUGGUUCGCGCUCGUCUUCUGCUGCAGAGAGUGGCGCUCGUGACGUCAUCCUGCUGGAGAGGCUGCUGGGCACGGGCGGAAAAUGGGCACAGAUCUGCGAGGACAAAAGUUUUGCACUGUGAGGAAAAGCGAUUAAGUGCCAGAAAUAGGCCUAACAGCAGUCAAGACCUUAUUGAAGAACUAAAUCAAGAACUUGUGACUCAGAGGGAGCAUGUGUGAGGAUCUGCUUUUCCUUGCUCAGCCCGCAGCAAACCCAGUGCCUCUGAGAUGAGUGGUCCUCUGUGGUGCCCGGCCACUGUCCCUGCCUGCUUUUGGCAGCGCUUGGUGGCGUGAGCAGAUUGCUCCAUCCUGGCAUCCACGGGAGCGUGGAAUGGCCUCUUUGGACCUGCCGUACCGUUGUCCUCGCUGCGGGGAACACAAACGCUUUCGGAGUCUGUCGUCUCUACGUGCCCAUCUGGAGUACAACCACACCUACGAGACCCUGUAUGUGUUGUCCAAAUCCAACAGCGUAUGCGAUGCCGCUGCGCUGCUCCCCCUAGUGGCCGACGGAGCCCUCGCCGCCGAAUCUCGUUUUCCUUACCGCGAACUGGCCUGCUCUGGAGAAGAGCUCGGGCUUACGCCUUCAUCUACUGCUUGCUACCUACCCAAUGUGGAGUUUCCUCUAGGCGAGAUCCUGGUGAAGACAGCUAUGAGCUCCGGCGACGCCUUGUCCUCUACAGGGAACAACGCCGUGGCGGUGGCCGCUAAUGUGGCCGCUAGUGCGGUGGAGGCGGCUUACGAGGAGGGCCUGGCUCGGUUGAAAGCUCGAGCGUUUGAGAGGCUCGAGCUAGACGAGAGACUAGAGAAGCUGUCAGAGGAGGUGGAGCAGAAGAUCGCGGCACGUGUCGGCCGUCUGCAGGCAGAACUGGAGAGGAAAAGCUUGGAGCUGGAAAAGGCAAAGGUGGAGAGCGAGAGGCUCAGUCAGGAGAAGCAAGACCUGGAGGACAAGGCCACUGAGCUUUCACGGCAAGUGGAUGUGUCUGUGGAGAUGCUGGCCAGCCUUAAGCAGGAUCUGGUUAACAAGGAGCAGGAGCUCUCACACAAACAACAAGAGGUGGCCCAGAUCGACCACUUUCUGCAGGAAACGGCUGCGCGUGAAGCCAAUGCUAAAGUGCGUCUUCAGCAGUUCAUCGAGGAGCUGUUGGACCGGGCCGACCGUGCUGAGAAACAGCUCCAGAUCAUCAGCAGCUGUGCCACCACCCCCAACGGCAGCCUGGGACACUGCAGUCUGCAGGGAUCCAAACCUAAUGGACGACAGAGAAAUUCCAGUAUCUCUGGGGCAUCGAGGGGAAUGUACCAAGUGUCUGAUCGACGUUCCUCCCCCAGCACUGCCGCAUCAGGACGAGGGAAGUCUGUGUCCCAGGGCUCAGGAGGUUACGACAGUGACAGUGUGGACCUCCAUGCUCUGGAGGACUGCCCUGAUGCUCAGUACUACCACGUCCAGUGCCGACUCGGGGAAGGAGGCGGUGGAGGAGGAGGAGGAGGAGGAGGAGGAUACGAAAGAGUGGCUGCUUCCCGGAGCUGGGGUCUCCGCAAACAGGCCAUCCAGAACUGGCAGCGCCGGCCGUACCGGAACAGCACGGAGGGAGAGGAGGGUGAUGUAUCUGACGUAGGAUCCCGCACCACCGAGUCCGAGGCUGAGAUGUGGGAGCAAGACAGGAGAGCAGAGAGCCAGCACGGGGGAAACCGAGGAGGAUACAAACUAGCUACAGGUCGUUCUGAAGGGGGAUACAAGCCUUGUCGCCAUGAGAAAAGCCCCUCCAAAGUCAAUGAGGUGAUAAGUCCUGAGGUGCUGAAGAUACGUGCUGCUCUUUUCUGUAUCUUUACCUACCUGGAUAUGAAGACACUCCUGCGCGCGGCCGAAGUGUGCCGGGAUUGGAAGUUUGUGGCUCGUCACCCGGCGGUGUGGACCAGAGUGCUGCUGGAGAACGCUCGCAUCUCUUCCAAGUUCCUGUGCACUCUGUCUCAGUGGUGCACACAGACGCAUUCCCUCAUCCUCCAGAACCUCAAACCCCGGCAGAGGGGCAAAAAAGAGACAAAGGAGGAGUAUCUGAAGAGUACACGUGGCUGUUUGUUGAGGAGGGUAAUGGCUGGGGACCAGGCUUUGUUGAAAGCUACUGGCAGUAAUCUGCUCAUCCUGAAGGUGUCUCAUUGUCCGAAUCUAUUGACCGAUCGCUCUCUGUGGUUGGCGAGCUGUUAUUGCAGGGCUCUACAGGCUGUCACAUACAGGAGUGCGACAGACCCUGUUGGACAGGAAGUUAUCUGGGCAUUGGGAGCUGGUUGCAGAGACAUCAUCUCACUACAGGUGGCACCUUUGCAUCCAUGUCAGCAGCCAGCACGCUUCAGUAACAGGUGCCUGCAGACCAUUGGCAGAUGCUGGCCACACCUGCGAGCUCUGGGUGUGGGCGGAGCUGGCUGUGGCAUACAGGGAUUGGCUUCUUUGGCGAGGAACUGCAUGAGGCUCCAGGUUCUAGAGUUGGACCACGUCAGUGAGAUAAAUCAGGAAGUGGCUGCUGAGAUGUGCCGAGAGGGACUGAAGGGUCUGGAGAUGCUUGUGCUCACCUCCACUCCUGUUACUCCUAAAGCUCUGCUUCACUUCAACAGUGUGUGCCGUAACCUGAAGUCUAUUGUAGUCCAGAUCGGUAUAGAAGAUUACUUUGAAGACCCUAACAGUCCCGAGGCCAGAAAACUCUUUGAUGAAAUGGUGAACAAGCUGCAGGCACUCAAAAAAAGACCUGGUUUCUCCAAAAUCCUCCAUGUGAAGGCUGAUGGCUUGUGCUAACUCUGCUGUAUUGAGUCCAAGGCCUCAUAUAGGUUCACUGAAUAUUUCAACCUGAUCGAGUCAUUCUCUCCUCGAAGAAACGGGAAAGAAUCAAACACUUCCGCUUCAGUUUAAACUCUAAACACCAGUCUACCACACCAAGACGGGCGCAUAUGUUAGCUUUGUCAGGAUGCAACCAAAUAGAGGAGUCUGUAAAGACAAUACGAACAAUCUCUACGAGAAGGCAUAAUUACUUGCCAUGGAUGCCGUUCCAACAGUCACCCAAUUACAGACUAAGGGUUUUUCUCCUGCUUGCCAAACGCACUAAACUUUUCAUAAGA
Messenger RNA from Cyprinus carpio (common carp), 3189 nucleotides. Its product is annotated as F-box only protein 41-like. The record is from RefSeq and is a predicted model, not a curated record. NCBI's taxonomy places the organism in Eukaryota, Metazoa, Chordata, Actinopteri, Cypriniformes, Cyprinidae. Gene Ontology annotation, molecular function: protein binding.